Molecule: messenger RNA, 1947 nt
Organism: Chrysochloris asiatica (Cape golden mole)
Lineage: Eukaryota; Metazoa; Chordata; Mammalia; Afrosoricida; Chrysochloridae
Gene: TRIM55
Product: tripartite motif containing 55
Exons: 11
Coding region: 223-1836 (537 amino acids)
Molecular function (GO): zinc ion binding
Source: RefSeq, a predicted model, not a curated record
UCCUGUCACUGGCUUAUAUGGACAAGUCAGCUAACUGUCACGUGACCCCUGACUGCUAAAAACAGCUCAGGCACCCACUCUGAACCAGAGCCUGAAACAAUGUCUGCCGUCCAACAGGACGUAAAGAACACUUGAUCACACAAUCCUUGGAAUUAUUUCAAGGAAACCCUUGCAGAAGCCCAUCUGGAUCACCCUUUCCCGGGUCAUACUGACGGCCAGGAGAUGAGCUCUUCUCUGAACUACAAGUCUUUUUCCAAAGAGCAGCAGACCAUGGAUAACUUGGAGAAGCAACUCAUUUGUCCCAUCUGCCUUGAGAUGUUCACGAAGCCAGUGGUCAUUCUCCCCUGUCAGCAUAACCUGUGUAGGAAAUGUGCCAGUGAUAUUUUCCAGGCCUCUAAUCCAUACCUGCCCACAAGAGGAGGCACCACUGUGGCAUCGGGGGGCAGGUUCCGUUGCCCAUCCUGCAGACAUGAAGUGGUGUUGGACAGACAUGGGGUGUAUGGACUUCAGAGGAACCUAUUGGUGGAAAAUAUCAUUGACAUAUAUAAACAGGAGUCUAGCAGACCAGAAAAGAAAUCUGAUCAACCUAUGUGUGAAGAGCAUGAAGAGGAACGCAUCAACAUCUACUGUCUGAACUGUGAGGUGCCCACUUGCUCCCUGUGCAAGGUCUUUGGGGCACACAAAGAUUGCCAAGUGGCCCCCCUCACUCAUGUGUUCCAGAGACAGAAGUCGGAACUCAGCGAUGGUAUCGCCAUCCUUGUGGGAAGCAAUGAUCGAGUUCAGGGAGUGAUCAGCCAGCUGGAAGAUACCUGUAAAACGAUUGAGGAAUGCUGCAGAAAUCAGAAGCAGGAACUUUGUGAGAAGUUUGACUACCUGUAUGGUAUCUUGGAGGAAAGGAAGAAUGAGAUGACACGAGUCAUCACCCGGACUCAAGAGGAGAAACUGGAACAUGUCCGAGCUAUGAUCAAAAAGUAUGCUGAUCAUUUGGAGAAUGUGUCAAAGUUGGUUGAGUCAGGAAUUCAGUUCAUGGAUGAGCCAGAAAUGGCAGUGUUUCUGCAGAAUGCCAAAACCCUGUUACAAAAAAUUUCUGAAGCAUCGAAGGCAUUUCAGAUGGAGAAAAUAGAACAUGGUUAUGAAAAUAUGCACCACUUCACAGUCAACCUCAAUAGAGAAGAAAAAAUAAUACGAGAAAUUGAUUUUUACAGAGAGGAAGAAGAUGAAGGAGAAGAAGAAGGAGAUGGGGAAGGAGAAGAAGGAGAAGAAGAAACAGUAGAAGUGGAAGAGGUAGAAAAUGUUCUGACAGAAUUAUCAGGAGAAGAUGAAAGUCCUGAGAAAAACUCUCAGCCAUCUCUGCUGGCCUCCGAGCUCCAGGUGGCUUCAGGAGAACUUCUGGUUUCCUCUGCAGAGUCAUCUCCAGACCUGCCAUCUGCUGCUGAGGCCCCGGUGACACAGGGGGAGGUUGUACCCAGUGGCUCUCAGCAGACCACAGAGUCUGAAACUCCAGUCCCUGCAGCAACGGAAACUACGGAUCCCUUGUUUUACCCUAGUUGGUACAAAGCCCAAGCCUGGAAAGCCACCAACCCACCUUCUACUGCAGGGAGUGAAGGUCUGGGACAAGUAGGGCCUCCAGGUUCUGAGGAUUCCAAUGAGCAGAAGGCAGCCGUGGUAGAAGCCGCAGCCAAUGAGAGGGCAGCAGAGAGUGGUAAGGAAACUAGUUCACCUGCAGCUACUUCUCAGGAGUUAGCAAUCUGCCUAGCGCUUUUGGCUUUUCUUAUACUUCACUACAUCUGGCGUCAGAUUCAGUGCUUGGUUUUUACUUUUAUGGAUUGGAGUUGAAGCCCCUCCUUUCCAGGGACAAGCUGCAGCUUCAGGGAGCAGUGGUAGUCCUGAUUCUGAGCCAGCUCGACACGUUUUCUCCUUUUCCUGGUUGAACUCCCUGAAUGAAUG